UGAUCUUUCUCUCCAUUCUACUUCUUUAAAUAAAAGAUACAAUGAAAAAAUUUAUAAUAUUAAAAUUACCAAAGAAUCUUUUGCUCCUGAUGGUUUUGAACGUGAGAUGUAUCUUAUAAAUGGUCAGUUUCCUGGUCCUACCAUUGAAUGCAAUAAAGAUGACGUUUUAGUUAUCAAUGUUGAAAAUUGUUUAAAUGAGGAUACUACAAUUCAUUCUCAUGGUAUGUUCCAACGCGGAACUCCUUGGUAUGAUGGGGUUCCUGGGCAAACUCAAUGUGGCAUUCCGCCAAAUGAAACAUUCACUUAUAAGUUUAAUGUUAAUCAAAGCGGAACGUAUUGGUAUCAUUCUCAUUCAAGAGCUCAAUAUAUUGAAGGAAUGGUUGGUCCUUUGAUAGUUCAUGACCCACAAGAUCCUUAUAUUAAUGAAUAUGAUGAAGAAAUUAUAAUUUUAUUACAAGACUGGUACCAUAAUGACUCCAAAACUUUAUUGGCUACUUUCUUGUCUCCUGAGAGUCAAGGAGCUGAACCAGCUCCUGAUAAUGGUUUGAUUAACGGAAAGAACUCCUUUAAUUGUUCGGCGGCACCAAAAGGUAGCGUUUGUAAAGAUGCUCCAUUGGCAGGGUUCAAAUUUGUUCAAGGAAAGAAAUACAGACUUAGAAUUAUUAAUACCAGUGCGUUUUCGGCUUUCAUUUUCUCCAUCGAUGAUCAUCCUUUGGAUGUAAUUGAAGUUGAAGGGAUGAUAACCAAGCGUCAUACAGUCCAUCGCCUCCCUAUUAACAUUGCUCAGCGUUAUUCGGUCAUUGUAGAAGCUAGUCAACCCAAAGCAAAAUAUUGGAUGCGCGCAGAAAUGGAAACCACUUGUUUCGCUCAACAAAAUCCUAAUCUCAAUUCUCUAGUAAAAGCCGUUGUUUCAUAUGCCGGAUGUGAUGAUAAAGAUCCAUCAUCAAAGGCUUGGAGUGAUAGUGUUAAAGAUUGUGUAGAUUUGGAUGCUUCAGAUCUAAAACCUUACAAAACGCAAAACGUUCCUGAUGUUGAUCAUAAAAUAAAAAUAACGAUUAGUUUCCAAAAUGAUGAAAAUAAUAUCACCUUGGGAUAUAUAAAUAAUUCAACUUAUAAGAUCGAUGUAAAAUAUCCUACACUUAACAAAGUUUUCGAUGGUGUGACGACAUAUGCUACCGAUCAAAAUGCUUUCGUAAUUGAAAAAUGUGAAGUUAUAGAUUUGAUUUUGAACAACACAGACAAUGGUGAACAUCCGUUCCAUUUGCACGGUCAUGUGUUCUGGAUACUUGGGCAAGGUGGAAAUGACACUACACCAGAUUACGAUAAGUUAAAUACUGUAGACCCGAUACAACGUGAUACUACAACUAUCCCUGCUAGCGGAUGGACCGUUCUCCGAUUUGUAUCAGAUAAUCCUGGUGUAUGGGGAUUCCAUUGCCAUAUUGAGUGGCAUGUACAAUCGGGAUUACUUGCACAAUUCGUCACGCAACCGAACAAAAUUAAAGAGUUAAAAGCACCUGACGAUUGGAAAGCAUUGUGUUCUAAAUGUAAAGUGUAUUAA
This is a messenger RNA of Dentiscutata heterogama, 1558 nucleotides long. NCBI's taxonomy places the organism in Eukaryota, Fungi, Glomeromycota, Glomeromycetes, Diversisporales, Gigasporaceae. The record is from the annotation of a GenBank genome assembly.